Paramecium sonneborni is the source of this 1675-nucleotide messenger RNA. The record is from the annotation of a GenBank genome assembly. NCBI's taxonomy places the organism in Eukaryota, Ciliophora, Oligohymenophorea, Peniculida, Parameciidae.
AUGAAAAGAUUCCUUAAGUUAAAUUUGGACAUUGACAAAAAGAUUUCUUACGAAUAAUCUCAUAGAAAGUGUUUUUUUUAAAGAGAUUACGUUAAAAUGGAAUGGAUGAACUCAAAAUUAUCAAAAAUACAGUCAGAAUUUGACAUUGUUUAAAUGGUCAUUAUGUAAAAUAAAAAGAAUACCAAAAAGGCAUAUACAAUUAUGAUGCAUGAGAAUAUCAUAAUUAAAUAAAAGAAAGACGUAUAUCAUUAUAUUAUUUUAGGGUUCUUUGUGUUGGAUUGAUUAUGAAAAUUCCAUCUUAAGUUUUAUUAAAGACCCAGAAUUUGGUGAAGGCAUCAAGUUAUAAAAAUGUUUUGAUGAGAUAGAAAUUUAUGGAGAAUUAGAAAAAAUGUUACCAUUAAUUAAGAGAUACACAAUCUAAUUAGAAUUCACUUAAUAAUAUCAAUUUUUAACGAAGAUUAAUUCUUAUGAUAAAACUGAGGUUAACAAUUUAUUUUAUAAUAAAUAGGUCUUUAGAAUAAGGUCUAAAAAAGAUAGAAAUGAUUAUUAGUGUAAAAUAUUUUAUAAAAAACUGCUCAAUCUCACUAUGGAAAAAUAAAUUGAAAAAGAAAUAUAUAUUGUAAGAAGAAUCAAUGAGGAAUACAUACAAAAAUAUUUUGAAACUUUUGAAAAUUAAGAAUAAAUAAUAAUAGUAGAAGAAUUAAUCAUAGGUGGCAAUUUUGAUUCUUAUUUAUAAAAAUGGCCAUUAUUGUCUGAGGAAAAAGCAUCCAAAUUUUUUUUUAAAUUAUUUAAAAGUCUUGCGUAUCUACAUUCAAAAGGGAUAAUGCAUAGAGAUUUAAAGCCAGAAAAUAUUGGAUUAAGAUUAAAUGGUAACCUUGAAAAUCCUUGUAUUUGUUAUUUCGGAUUAGCAGACUUAGUAAGUUUAGAAAAUGAUUCUGAUGAAGAAAAUGAGACCCCAAGAUAUUUAUUUUAAAGAUGUGGUACUCCAGGAUAUGUAGCUCCAGAAAUUUUAAAGAAUUAAUAAUAUGAUUGCAAAGUGGAUAUAUAUAGUUUAGGAAUAAUGAUGUAUUAUUCUUUAACAGGAAAAAAACCUUUCGAUUCAGAUGACUAUUAAUAAUUAUUAGAGAAGAAUGAAGAAGGAUAUGUUGAUAUUUCAAUUUUAAAAUUAAGUAAAGAAGGAUUAUAACUCAUUGAAAAUAUUCUCAAAAUUGAUCCAGAUGAAAGAAUAUCAGCUUAAGUUGCAUUAAAUCAUUUUUGGUUUAAAACAGAAAAGCUUUCAAAGUUAAUGGAGUUUAAAGCUCAUAAAAAUAUAGAAAAAAUUUAAUUUAAAAGUCUUUAAUUUCGUAAAAGUUAAUAAAACUCUCCAAAACUAUAACCAAUAGUUCUUUCUAAAUAAAAUAUUGAUUAAGCUUGUAGUAGUCCUUCAUCACGUUAAUUUUCUAAUGUUAAAAGAAACUCUACUAAUCAUAAUCAUAAUCAUCAUUCAAUUUUUCGUAUUACUACAUUGAAUGGCAGUUUUAGUCCUAAAGAAGGUUCUUCAUUUUCUUAAUCCAUUUAUCAAAAUGGAAAACAAAGCGAUAUAUCACCAUCAAUAUUUGCAAAAAGUUAGAGACCUUAAAAAUCAAUAAUCCAUUUAAUGCCAAAUAUAUUCCCAUAAAAAAUAGAAUAGAAAUGA